ACCUCAAAAAACACACUCAAAAGUCCCUUCUUUCUCAAUUCCCCUUUCUGCUUCCCCAUUUCUCUGCAACUCCUUUGUCUUAAAGAAGAAGGAAGAUUCUCUCUCCUCCUCCUCCUUCUUCCUCUUCUCCGCCUUCCAUCUCCUUCUCAGGCUGCUUAUCGGAGCGUAGUUAAUUGGAAAAAACAAUAAUGUCCACCAUGUAUUUCGCUUUCCAUUACAGCGCCAUGUGACUUCACUGACACAUUCUUUUCCGCCAUUGCAAUCCCUCUUUACGCUUCCUUCCUCGACCUACUCGGGUCCUCAUUCCACUCGACUCAGCGAGUUGGUUGCGAGUGCGAGACACAGAGUGAAAGAGAGAGGAGAGGGGGGGAACCUAGGGAUUUGAGAGCUGCGUAUGGCAUCGUCCUCCCGCGCAAGGAGCAGCUCGCCAUUCUCACACCGCAAGCCUGCUUCUCCCAGUCCUUACUCUUCCACUUCCUCGGCCUCGUCGUACAUCAGCAGCAGCAACCGGCUCAUGCCCCGCUCCUGCUCGUCCUCGGCUUCUUCUUACUACAACGGCGGCGGAAGUGGUGGUGGUUACAGCGGCGGCGCCCGAUCCACGACUCCCAGUCGGUCGAUGUCGGAUUCAAUGUACUUAGGCAGUAGCUCGCGCGGCGGUUAUGGUGGAAGUCGGACGCCGGUUGGUUACGGCUCCGACGAGCUCUUGGCUGCUGAGUCGAUUGAUGCUCCCAGGAGCGGUGCCGGUGAGAGUAUAGCGGUGACGAUUCGGUUCAGGCCGUUGAGCGAGAGGGAGUUUCAGAAAGGCGAUGAGAUUGCUUGGUACGCCGAUGGAGAUAAGAUCGUUAGGAACGAGUAUAAUCCAGCCUCCGCAUAUGCAUUCGAUAAAGUAUUUGGACCGCAUACAAUCACUCAGGACGUGUAUGAUGUAGCUGCAAAACCAGUGGUCAAGGCUGCAAUGGAAGGAGUCAACGGAACCGUCUUUGCCUAUGGUGUUACAAGUAGUGGAAAGACUUUCACUAUGCAUGGAGAUCAAAGUGCUCCUGGUAUUAUACCUUUGGCAAUUAAGGACGUUUUCAGCAUGAUCCAAGAUACUCCAGGAAGAGAAUUUUUGCUGCGGGUUUCAUAUCUCGAAAUUUACAAUGAGGUUAUUAAUGACUUACUUGAUCCAACGGGCCAAAAUUUGCGUGUUAGAGAAGAUGCACAGGGUACUUAUGUUGAGGGUAUAAAGGAAGAAGUUGUUUUGUCUCCAGGACAUGCACUGUCCUUCAUUGCUGCCGGAGAAGAACAUCGCCAUGUAGGUUCAAAUAAUUUCAAUCUGUUGAGUAGCCGAAGUCACACCAUAUUCACACUGAUGAUUGAAAGCAGUGCCCAUGGAGAUGAGUAUGAUGGUGUGGUUUUCUCUCAACUUAACUUGAUUGAUCUUGCUGGAUCUGAGAGCUCAAAAACUGAGACAACGGGGCUGAGGAGAAAAGAAGGAGCCUACAUUAAUAAAAGUCUUCUUACUCUUGGAACUGUAAUAGGAAAGCUGAGUGAAGGAAGAGCAUCUCAUGUUCCAUAUCGAGAUUCCAAGCUCACCCGCCUCUUGCAGUCUUCGCUAAGUGGGCACGGACAUGUUUCACUUAUUUGUACAAUUACUCCAGCAUCUAGUAACUUGGAGGAAACUCACAACACGUUGAAGUUUGCUAGCAGGGCAAAGCGUGUGGAGAUCUAUGCGUCACGUAACAAGAUUAUUGAUGAGAAGUCUCUAAUUAAGAAGUACCAGAGAGAAAUUUCAACUCUCAAAGAGGAACUUGAUCAGUUAAGAAGUGGGAUGCUCGUUGGUGUAAGUCAUGAGGAGAUCCUGAGCUUAAAACAAAAGUUGGAAGAAGGACAAGUAAAGAUGCAAUCCAGAUUGGAAGAAGAGGAGGAAGCGAAGGCCGCUCUCAUGAGUAGAAUCCAGAGGUUAACCAAGUUAAUUCUGGUUUCUACAAAGAACUCCAUUCCGGGAUUGGGGGAUGUUCCAGUUCAUCACCGGAGUCUAUCAGAUGAUAAACUGGAUGUUCUGCGAGAUGGCACUUUACUCUUGGACUGUCAGAACAAGGAUUCACCAUCUUCAGUGAAUGCAAUGUCUUCGGAUCUAUCUCAUGAAUCCAAGCUUAGAAGAUCGUCCAGCAAGUGGAAUGAAGAGCUUUCUCCUGGCUGCAGCACGGUUACUGAAUCAACUGGUGGUGAACGUAUGAGUUCUUCAAAAUUUGCAACAGAACUGACUCAAGAUCAGAUGGACCUUCUAGUUGAGCAGGUCAAGAUGCUUGCUGGAGAGAUUGCACUAAGUACAAGCACUUUGAAGCGCUUAGUGGAGCAAUCAGUGACUGAUCCUGAAAACUCAAAAUUUCAAAUCCAGAACUUGGAAAAUGAGAUCCAAGAAAAGAGACGGCAAAUGAGAGCCUUAGAACAGCGCAUUAUCGAGAGUGGUGAGGCUUCAAUUGCCAAUGGAUCAUUGAUUGACAUGCAGCAGACUGUCAUGCGAUUGAUGACUCAGCAUAAUGAAAAGGCCUUUGAGCUUGAGAUAAAAUCAGCGGACAACCGCAUCCUCCAGGAGCAAUUGCAGAAUAAGUGUUUGGAGAACAAGGAAUUGCAAGAGAAGGUGAAUCUUCUUGAGCAGCAUUUGGCAUCCCUAGCUGGUGAUAAAUCAUCACUACCUUCUAGUCAAUCUGUGCCUGAAGAAUUUGUUGAUGAAUUGAAGAAGAAAAUCCAGUCACAGGAGAUUGCAAAUGAAAGGCUAAAGAUAGAACAGGUUCAGCUUUCAGAGGACAACAGUGGGUUACGUGUCCAAAACCAGAAGCUUGCUGAAGAAGCUUCUUAUGCCAAAGAACUGGCAUCUGCUGCAGCAGUAGAACUAAAAAAUUUGGCUAGUGAAGUUACUAAAUUAUCUUUGCAGAACGCAAAAUUAGAAAAGGAAUUGUUGGCUGCUCGUGAGUCAUUGCAUUCUAGAGGCGCUGCUGCACAAAAUGGUGGAGGCCGUAACGGAUUAAGAUCAGGGAGGAAAGGGCGGUUCUCCUCCGGCAGGGGGCCAAAUCACUCGGAUGACUUUGAUUCAUGGGAUCUUGAUCCUAAUGAUAUGAGGAUGGAAUUGCAGGCAAGGAAGCAGCGAGAAGCAGCUCUUGAGGCUGCCUUAGCUGAGAAGGACAUCUUAGAAGACGAAUACAGGAAAAUGGUAGACGAAGCAAAACGAAGGGAAGAAUCCCUGGAAAAUGACUUGGCAAACAUGUGGGUGCUUGUUGCCAAGUUGAAGAAGGAUGGAGGAAAUGCCCCCGAGUUGAGAACAGACGAGAGGCCCAUCGACAUGGAAAAUCGUAUGGGCGAGCCAGAGUCGAAUGGGUUUGAUGAUGGUUCUGUCCUGAAAGAAAGACAAGUAAUUGACGAUUCAAAACCCGCUAAUGACGUGCAAAAGGAAGAGCCGUUGGUUCUUCGUUUGAAGUGUGUAAAUCCUGUUCCCUUGCUUGUUCGGAGUGUCCAAUCUGCCGAACCAAGAUUGCAGAUAGGCUUUUUGCAUUUACAUCGUGAGAACAUUCCUGGCAUUGCCCCUCCAAAUGAAGGGGUCUUGUCACCACCAUUCAAGGUUCUUCCCACUGUUAGUGAAGGUGAAGAAAACGCGGCAGGAAUAGUGGCUUAGGAGGGGCUGUGGAUUCUUUCAUUUAACAUUCGCUGUAUAUGCUGCAACUGUCUCUAAAGAAGGUAUAUGAGAUUAGUACAAUAUAUUGGUUUCUUGUUCAGUGCCCUCCUCUCCCUAUAGGGCUGUAAAAAAUAAGACACUCUGAUUUAAAGGUUGAGGUACAAAACAAAAAAAGGGCUCCGUGUCUGUAACAGAACAAUGAGACUAUGAGAGAGACAGAGAGAAUUGCCUUUGUUCAAGGAAAGACUUUUUUUCUCAUGUUUUGAGGUUUUCUUUCCUGUUGACUGUUGUGUCCAACUACUUGCAGUAGAAUGGUUGUCGUGUCGUGUUUCCAGCUUCUUUUUUCCUUGCAGCAUGGGUUGCUGCCAUUUUGCUCCGUAUCAACCGUCUGACUUUGCCAUACCUGCAAAAUUUUGGCGGAGUGCACUUUAAUGUGAUGCUGCUCCACUCGGCC
Messenger RNA from Linum tenue, 4106 nucleotides. Lineage: Eukaryota; Viridiplantae; Streptophyta; Magnoliopsida; Malpighiales; Linaceae. The record is from the annotation of a GenBank genome assembly.